AUGCUUGGGGAAGAGGAGAAUGCACCAGCGGUUACGUGGGAGGUGGGGACGGCGUACCAAGUGGCGCUCACGGUGCAGAAAGCCGGCUGCUCGGCGUACGUCGACGGGCAGCUUGUGGGGAGUUUGGGGGAUCAAGGCGCAUCUCCUUUGGAAGCCCCACAUUCCUCUGGAGUUGGUCUUGCGCGGCCUCUGCUGGGAAUGUCACCUGAAAUGAUCUCAGACAUCUACUUUGGGGGUUACGGGGACGGCACCGAGGAAGACGCAGGGAGCCACGUGACGGUGACGAACGUCUUGCUGUACAAUCGCUGCUUCAACGGCAGUGAGAUUGAGGCACUAAUGAGGAGGGAAGAGAGCGGGACGGUGACGGAAGUGGAGAAACUGCCCCCGCCCGCAGCACCCCCCACCAGCGACCCGGCGGGUUCAAUGCACGGUGUGACUGGCAGUUCCGCAGGGGAAGUGCCGGACCACGCGAUGCUCCGGCGCCAGGCCUGA
Molecule: messenger RNA, 492 nt
Organism: Trypanosoma rangeli
Lineage: Eukaryota; Euglenozoa; Kinetoplastea; Trypanosomatida; Trypanosomatidae
Product: trans-sialidase
Exons: 1
Coding region: 1-492 (163 amino acids)
Source: RefSeq, a predicted model, not a curated record